This is a messenger RNA of Eptesicus fuscus (big brown bat), 3024 nucleotides long. It is a transcript of the gene TIMMDC1, whose product is annotated as translocase of inner mitochondrial membrane domain containing 1. Lineage: Eukaryota; Metazoa; Chordata; Mammalia; Chiroptera; Vespertilionidae. The record is from RefSeq and is a predicted model, not a curated record. The transcript has 7 exons. Gene Ontology annotation, cellular component: mitochondrion. The coding region runs from base 87 to 1094 and encodes 335 amino acids.
CCUGAUCGGGGCAGGACUUCCUGUCUCGUGUGUCCAAGGACCUCCAAAGUGAGGCCGGGUACCGAUGGUCAGGGCCUGUGACCUGGAUGAGUUCGCACCCAGGCACGGGUAUCUCACCCUCUCCUUCUCGCGGUUAUCCCGGCUGUUCUCCCGCGGCGUCUCCCCGAGGCCGGGCGCCCCGAUCACCAAGCUUGUGUCUGUCCGCAGGUUCGGGGACGGCCAUGGAGGAGCGGCCGCGGGCGCCGAGGAGCAUCCUCUGGGCGCUGGGUCCCUUCCCUAGGGUCUUUGCUGCGGAAGCCGUGGCCACCAGCUCUGUAGCCGCCGAUUCGGAGGUCCUCGUGGAGGACCAGAAGCUGCCUUCUUCCUACGUCCCAGAACCCCAGCACCUGGAGUCUGGAUGGGACCGCCUCCGGCAGCUGUUUGCCAAAGAUGAACGGCAGAGAAAUUCAAAGGAACUUGAGGAUAUUUAUAAGGCAGCCAUUACAGGAUGCAUCAUUGGCUGGGCAUAUGGGGGAAUACCAGCUUUCACACAUGCUAAACAGCGCUACAUUGAGCAGAACCAAGCAGAAGUUUAUUAUAACCGGUUUGAUGCUGUGCAAUCUGCACAUCGUGCUGCCACGCGAGGCUUCAUCCGAUACGGCUGGCGCUGGGGCUGGAGAACUGCAGUGUUUGUGACUAUAUUCAACACAGUGAACACUGGUCUAAGUGUAUACCGAGAUAAAAAUGCCCUAAGCCAUUUUAUCAUCGCAGGAGCUGUCACAGGAAGCCUUUUUAGAAUAAAUUUAGGCCUGCCUGGCUUCGUAGCUGGUGGCAUAAUUGGCGCCUUGCUAGGUACUCCUGUCGGAAGCCUGUUGAUGGCACUCCAGAAGUACUAUGGUGAGACGAUUCAGGAGAGAAAACAGAAGGAUAAAAAGAUACUCCAAGAGCUGAAACUGGACGAGUGGAAAGCCAGACUACAAAUUACUGAGCUCCUCCCUGAAGAAAUUGAAAGUAGCCUACAGAAAAAUCAACCCAAGGAUGAUAUUGAGAAAAUUGAAGCACUGCUAAAUCUUCCUAGAAACCCCUCAUCAACAGAUAAACAAGACAAGGACUGAAAAUGUUCUGGACCUGAAACUCAUUGGAGAGUUGAAGGGACCUGUGUUGCCAUGCCUAUUGAAUGCCAGUAGUCAGGCUACUCCUUGGGUAGCUGAUGACAGGUGUAAGCACUAGCACCUAUAAUAGCAAUGACUUACUCUUACCUUUUUUUAAAACCAAAAAUUGGGCUGUUGUACUCUCGCUUUAUUUAUCCUUAAAUUUAAAUACAUACAUAUAUUUAUAUUGGUCAGUAUAUGUAUUUGACAUAUCUAUAUUGAUCGAUCAAUAGAUCUUUUUCCUGAAUUUUACAACAAUAAAUUAAAAAUUUCUCAAAAGAUUAAAGUUGAAUCUAUAGGUUGUAUAUGUAUUCUUGUAGCUCUUUAAAAGUGUAUUCUGGAAUCUGUAGGAGGAGAGAAAAGAACCAGGUAAGGCAAAUUGUCUGUGAAACCUUAGUGCCUUUAGGUCCUAGUAACAGUAUGGGCCUAAAUUUGUAGUAGUGUUUGGUUUUUCUUUAAUCCUUGCCCGAAGAUAAGGAUUAAAUCAAAUCAAAAUGGAUGUUAAAUGAAAUGAUUUAAGUUUCACUGAUUUUUAGAGAGAGAAACAUUGAUGUAAGAAAAACAUUGAUCAGUUGCCUCCCAUGUGUGCCCCAACCAAGGACUGAACCUGCAACCUCGGUAUGUGCCUGAACUGGAACCUGAGACCUUUCAGUGUAUGGAAUGAUGUUCCAACCAGUUGAGCCAAACCAACCAGGGUGCAGUGUUUUGUUUUAAUAAACAAUAAAAAAAAAAAAAAAAGAUUUCUAUGUCAUUUGAAAGAAAGGAUAAAUUUCACAAAAAGGAAGUAAAUAAGCAUUAUUAAAGAAACAGCCCAAUUUUGUUUCUCAGUAUUGCUGACAGAGUGUCUAUGCUAUAUUAUGAAAGAGUUAUUUAGUAUAGAUACACAGUCUCUAUACUCCAGAAGCUUGCUCCCUCAGAAAGAAGCUAUUCUAUGGAUUGUAACUUUUACUAAAUGAGGGGGCGAAAUGACUGAAAUAACUGUAUCAAAGGGAAAAAAUUGCUAGUGCUUUGUUUUAGUGUUAAGACCUCAUAGUUCCUACUUUGUGAAGCAGCUAGUGUGUUGGCUAAAACAGUUGCCUCUGGAAGAAGACCACGGGCUUAGAAUAGCAGUCAAAUGGCUUCAUAGCCCUGGGACUGUAGGAGCCAUUUUACUUUAAGUCUCAGUGUUCUCAUCUGUCAAAUAUGAGAGUUCCUAACUCAGAAUGGAUGUUAAAUGAAAUGAUGUAUGUAAAAUGUAGCACAAUGUCCCGGCACAUAGGGCAUUGUAUUUUAUUUAUUUACUAGAGACUCAGUGCACGAAUUUGUGCACCAGUGGGGUCCCUUAGCCUGGCCUGUGGGAUUGGGCCAAAACCGGUUCUCCAACAUCCCCGAGGGGUCCCAGAUUGCAAGAGGGCACAGGCCAGCCUGAGGGACCCCACCAGUGCAUGAUAGGGGCUGGGGAGGGACACGGGAUGUUGGCCAGCCGGGGCCAUCUCGCUCAGUCCCAGCAGCAAGCUAACCUACCGGUCGAAGCGUCUGCCCCCUGGUGCUCAGUGCACAUCAUAGCGAGCAGUUGAGCGGCCUUAGGAUAUAAUUAAGCAUGUUACACUUUGGUUGAAUGGCCGACCAGUCACUUAGCAUAUUAGGCUUUUAUUAUAUAGGAUUUUCUUUUCUUACUAAAUUUAUUGGAGGGCAUUGGCUAAUAUGAUCAUAUAGGUUUCAGGUGUGGGUUUCUACAUUACAAGAUCUGUAUAUUACACUGUGUGCCCACCACCCAAAGUCAAAUCUCCCAUCACCAUAUAUUAGGACCUCCUUCACCCCUCAUUUCAUUCUCUCUGGCAAUCACCACACUGCUGUUUGUGUUCACAAAUUUUAGUUUUAUGUCCCACAUAUGAGUAAAAUCAUAUGGUUCUUA